Bacidia gigantensis is the source of this 465-nucleotide messenger RNA. RefSeq lists its product as uncharacterized. The record is from RefSeq and is a predicted model, not a curated record. The transcript has a single exon. Lineage: Eukaryota; Fungi; Ascomycota; Lecanoromycetes; Lecanorales; Ramalinaceae. The coding region runs from base 1 to 465 and encodes 154 amino acids.
AUGUUGCCCUCACUCAUCUCAGCAGUACUGUCGCUCCUACUCGUCAACCACCACGUCGCUCUCAUCGCCGCCCAAGAUACGAACCACACCAAUACCAUCAAAUCACCCAAUGCCAGCGGUCGAUCAGUCGAUUGCUCCUCGGGCCAUGGCAUGUCCACCGAUCGAAUCCCCACCAAAGACUGCAUUAACGCCAUCCUGCAAAUGGAUCAGGCACCCGACAUGUCGAUAAGCCAGCCUCUGAGUUUUGCAGAUGGUAAAUGCGCAGUAUCGAUCGCCGGAGGCGCCAGCACUUCUUGGAUCGCUAUACACAUCGCCGUGGGCCAAAUCGCACAGAGCUGUACCACUGGAAACGGCGAUACUAUUGCGAAUGGAGGGAGUAUCAUUACAGGCCCGCGGGCAGAUUUGAAGGUUACCAUUCAGAAGGCCGACUCUGCUGUUGUGGCGGACUCGACGGCGACUUCGUAA